AUGAGCCUGGCAGGUCAAGGUUGCAAACAUGCAACCGGAACAUUAAUUGCCUAUCAGAAAAAGAGUUGGCAAAACGGAGAUAAGCUCCUGUUAAUUAUGAAGCUGCAGGUGAUUCAAUAUCAUGCACGCCGUGGCUGUAGGAUAGCUUAUGGGAAACUAUUCGGUAAAUCUUUUGAGAAAAUGGUCAAGCUUUCAGAAACACUUGAACAGUUGUUGAUACUGGCCCAGCACACCUUAAAAGCAACCUUUGGGGAUUCGCCGGUCCAUCACGACUCCGACAUCUCCGUUGGAACUUUAAGGAUCAACUAUCUCAAGAUAGAACAACCCCUCCCAUCGUCACCCCCUGUAUUAUGGUUCUGGCUUCAAGGCACGACUCGAGACGCUUGGCCAACCUUGGGAGUUAGCGAACCAGUUCUCAUAGCGCGAAAAUGCUCUCGCCCUUUUUUUGUUCCAGCUGAACAACACUCAUGCAUCGCCCAAGCUUCAGCCUUGUGUCUCUCCCUCUUCUCCAGCCCUAGCGGCUAUGGAGGAUUUUGGAGAAAGAGGAUCCUUUUCCGGGUCAUUGGCUUGACCCAUAGAUUCGACAUCUCAUCCUCAGUUCCCCUGUCCUUCCACUACAGCAUCAGAGCACCUAAAGUGAAUAUUUCCCAUCAUUAUGCACCUUCAUCACUCGUUCAACCUCGGCCUGUUCUCAAUAUAUUCAAUGUUGAGCCGCCACAAAUGCCAAUCUUCGGCCCAAGCUACAUUGUUGAAGAGAGACCUGACUGUGCUGUUCUCAAGACGCACGGUUCUUCUCUCGAAGAUGCAUCGGACAAGAAAGGUAUAGCCGUUGCGCAAGAUCGAGGAGCUCCGGUGCUACCUAACCGCAGUAUUGAGAAGUAUAAAGGCCAAGCAAAUGAGCAAAUGUAUCCCUGCGGCGUUUGUGGCAUUAAGCUGAGAUCGCCAUGCGAGCUCGCUUUUUCUAGCAUGGGCGCGGAACCUUCAAAUCCCAAUCCCAAUUAG
This is a messenger RNA of Lindgomyces ingoldianus, 1002 nucleotides long. RefSeq lists its product as uncharacterized. NCBI's taxonomy places the organism in Eukaryota, Fungi, Ascomycota, Dothideomycetes, Pleosporales, Lindgomycetaceae. Bases 1 to 1002 code for a protein of 333 amino acids. The transcript is spliced from 12 exons. The record is from RefSeq and is a predicted model, not a curated record.